Messenger RNA from Calliphora vicina (urban bluebottle blowfly), 1045 nucleotides. RefSeq names its product thioester-containing protein 1 allele R1-like. The transcript is spliced from 2 exons. The coding region runs from base 89 to 997 and encodes 302 amino acids. Gene Ontology annotation, cellular component: extracellular region. NCBI's taxonomy places the organism in Eukaryota, Metazoa, Arthropoda, Insecta, Diptera, Calliphoridae. The record is from RefSeq and is a predicted model, not a curated record.
CACAAAUUAUAACAAAACUAUACAAAAUGGAGUAGAAUUUUUAAAUUCAAAUUUAAAUAAUAUCAACGACAUUUAUGUAUUAUCCUUGAUGGCUUCUGUUAUAAAACGCGCUAAACAUCAGAAUGCCAAUACUCUUGUGAAACAGCUAAAGUCCCAUGUUAAAGAAGAUAAUGGCUUAAAAUGGUGGUCGGCAAAUGAUCAUAACUUGGCCAAUGAUAUAGAAAUUACAGCAUACGCUGCUAUAACAUUGUUGGAUACCCCAGGAGAUCAUACCUCUAUUUUGAAGUGGCUGAUAGAACAACGAAAUGCUAAUGGAGGUUUUACAUCUUCCCACGACACUGUGGUGGGCAUGGAGGCUUUAGUGAAAUUUUCGGAGAAAUAUAAAAAUCUUAAAAAUGUGAAUUUACAAAUUACCUAUAGGGCUCAAGAUCAGCAGGGAAUUGAGGUAGCUACAGGUGAAUUCUAUGUGGACUCAAACAAUAUUUUGGAUUUUCAAAAACAUGAGUUACCUAAAACCGCACGUCAUAUUAGUUUUGAUAUUGAGGGCUCUGGAGCCUCGUUGGUACAACUCAACCAUCAAUACCACAUUGCUAAUGCUCAGGAGUUUCGUCAUUUUAAUAUACAACCCAAGACAAAGUUUAAAAAUGAUAAAGAAAUGAAUUUGGAAGUUUGUUUCACUUACCAAACGGAUACGGAAGCACAAACCAACCAAGCCACCAAUAUGGUUAUAAUGGAAGCAAAUUUACCAUCUGGUUUCACAUCUGAGGCUGAAACUAGUUUCCGUUUAAAUAAAAACGAUCUUGUGCAGAAAAUUGAGUCCAGAAAUUCUGAAUCAACGAUUAUUUUAUAUUUGGAUAAAAUACAGGCAAAUGUUAAUCAUUGCCUAGAGAUUCCAGCAGAUAAAAUUAAUGAAGUUCUAAUGACAAAACCAGCUGCCAUUAUUAUGUACGAUUAUUAUAAUUUGAGUCGUUCAAAUACUCAAUUUUAUAGUUUAUAAAUUUUGUAAAUAAAAUACACCAGAGCACAAUUUUUCUAAAGCUCACAC